Acanthoscelides obtectus is the source of this 942-nucleotide messenger RNA. Lineage: Eukaryota; Metazoa; Arthropoda; Insecta; Coleoptera; Chrysomelidae. The record is from the annotation of a GenBank genome assembly.
AUGACAGUACUGAACACUUAUAUUUUAUAUAAGCAAAACGGAGAAAUGAAACCAGAGUUUGCCAAAACAAGCAAAAAUUUGCUAAAUGUAAAAUCCGACAGCACUCUAAGGAAGUUAAAAUCAGAAACUUCCAGACAGUUAGACAGGUCAAAGGACGAUAUGACAGACAUAAUGAUGAUGCUGAAGGAUCAUCCAGAAUAUAUUAAAGAAAUAUCAAUUCCUUUUAAUAUCAAACUAUAUAGUAUAGAACAAAUAAACGUUAUGAAAUCUGAAAAAUGCGGUGAUGUCCUUCCUAUUAUAUAUUUUGAUGCAACUGGAGGAGUUACCGAGGCUGAAUCUGCCCCAAAAUUUUUGAUAGACGUAAAUAAUAUCCUGAAAAGUCAAUCUCACCUUCCUGAUACUCUAAAUAGAGGGGGAGGGGUACAUCUUCGGACAUCGGUAGUCAUACGUAUACGUGUUGGCAGUAUGAGUCUAUUCGUUAUCGAGAGCGGAUGUAUGCAUUCGAGCUACAGCAAAAUGGACGAUAAAUAUAGAGAGCAGUGGAUGCGCUGGUAUGAAGAGUGUGAGAGCGAAGAUGAAAGCAGACAUGAUCCAUAUAGUACAGAUGACUCCAUUGCUGAUCCAGAAUAUAUGCAACAGGACUCAGACUCUUGUACUGAUUUAGAAUACGAGAAUAUUCCAAACAAUGAUGAGCCUGGAACAUCACGAAAAAAGCGUAAACGGAAAGAACCUAAAUCAAAAGUUGAUUUGCCGUCAGGACAUGUCGAUAGCGAGGGCUCUGAUGAUAUCGAUGUUCUAUUAGAUCCAGACAACGAUGAACAAAAAUGGGAAGAUAACAUAAUCGAUUGUUUAGAGUUUUCCUUUGAUUCCAUAUCAGUUGGUGUGAAAGAACAGCUAGCAGACAAGCCUCCAAUUGAGGAAAGUAAAAUGCCAAAAGUUUGA